AUGAUUGAAAAUAUUUCAGAAGCAAAUUACCCACAGAAUCAAGCGAUUGACUUGGAAUCAGAAUUCGGAGUUGAAAAAAUAGGUAUCAAUUUAUAUCGUGGCAAACGUCCAAUACCGAAACCAGAUAGACGUUCAAGAGGUGCAUAUGGUGGGUAUAUAGCUGGACAAGCAUUAUUGGUUGCCAUCAGAUCUUGUCCUGAAGAAUUUAGACCACACCUGUUCCAUUCAUAUUUCAUUAAAGCUGUCAAUGAUAAAGAACCUUUAGAAUGGAGAGUUGAAGAAACAUCAAAUGGUAGAAAUUUUGCCAAUAGAUCUUUACAAGCAUUUCAAGCAGGUGAAUUGGUAUACACAGCCAGUGCUUCUUUAACAAAGAAAAAUUCUGCAAAGAAAACUGAAGAGGCUACCGGAGUUAAGCCAUUUGAAUUUCAAGCAAAAAGACACGAAUGGUUUGAUAAACACAAGAUAGAGGAUCUUCCUGUUGCUAAUCCAUCUUCUUCUCUUUUAAUUUAUCAUAAAUUUUUCCCAGAAGUCGUUUCAUUAGAAGCGUCGAAAGAAGAAGAAGCAAGACCUGCUGCUGAUAGAAAAUUGAGUUGGUAUUUUAAAUGGGGGAUUAAUAAUGAAGAUGGUCAUCACCAACCAUUAGUUAACUUGAACUCGGAAUAUCAAUAUGUUGGUAUGGCUGCUUUAACUGAUGCCGUUUAUUUGAAUAGAUUAUUAAGAAUAUUACGAGUUGACGAUGCUGAUCACACUCAACUUGUUCAUUAUUUUUCAGUUUCGUUAGAUCAUUCAAUGUAUUUCCAUGAUGAAGAUCUUGAUGUGGGACAAUGGAACUCAUUUACAUGCAGAUGUAUAAGAUUCUCACAUAACAGAGUUCUUUUCGAAGGGCAAAUUUACAAUCACAAAGGUGUACAAGUUGCUUCAUUUGUGCAAGAAGGUUUAGUUCAACUUAAUGGUCUUGAAGCUGGUGCUAAGUUAUAG
Messenger RNA from Candida tropicalis MYA-3404, 978 nucleotides. RefSeq lists its product as uncharacterized. Gene Ontology annotation, molecular function: fatty acyl-CoA hydrolase activity. Gene Ontology annotation, cellular component: peroxisomal matrix. NCBI's taxonomy places the organism in Eukaryota, Fungi, Ascomycota, Pichiomycetes, Serinales, Debaryomycetaceae. The transcript has a single exon. The record is from RefSeq and is a predicted model, not a curated record. The coding region runs from base 1 to 978 and encodes 325 amino acids. Gene Ontology annotation, biological process: fatty acid catabolic process; acyl-CoA metabolic process.